Messenger RNA from Cokeromyces recurvatus, 2139 nucleotides. RefSeq names its product EF hand associated-domain-containing protein. The record is from RefSeq and is a predicted model, not a curated record. Lineage: Eukaryota; Fungi; Mucoromycota; Mucoromycetes; Mucorales; Mucoraceae. Bases 200 to 1990 code for a protein of 596 amino acids. Gene Ontology annotation, molecular function: GTPase activity; calcium ion binding; GTP binding. Gene Ontology annotation, biological process: small GTPase-mediated signal transduction; regulation of mitochondrion organization; mitochondrion organization. Gene Ontology annotation, cellular component: mitochondrial outer membrane. The transcript has 11 exons.
UUUUUUUUUUUUGUUUUACAAAUGAGGAGAGAUGUGCGUAUUCUUCUUGUUGGCGAUGGUAAAAAAAUAAAAAUCCGUUUAUAAGAUUACGUGUAAAAAAAAAAAAAGUAGACUUAUCCUUUAUAAAUAGAGGGAGUAGGUCCAACAUCUUAUACCUGAAGUAACAAUUCCACCAGAAGUUACCCCAGAAAAUGUUACUAUGCAUAUUAUGGAUUCUUCUGCACGAACUGAAGAUCGUGAACAACUAGAAGCAGAAAUACGUAAAGCACAUGUUAUAUGUAUAGUAUAUGCUAUCGAUGAUCCAAACACAUUCAAUCGACUUUCGUUAUAUUGGCUACCUUACAUUCGUUCUUUAGGCGUUAAUGUUCCUGCUGUAUUAGUUGGUAAUAAGAUUGAUUUACGCGGUACUGAUGUUGCAAAUCAAAAUCUUGAAGAUGAAGUGAUACCUAUUAUGAACGAAUUCAAAGAAGUGGAGACUUGCGUUGAAUGCUCAGCUAAACAGUUAUUAAAUGUUUCCGAAGUAUUUUAUUUUGCUCAAAAAGCAGUUCUUCAUCCAACUGCACCACUUUAUGAUUCAAGAGAACAUGUAUUGAAACCGCAGUGUAUUGAAGCAUUGAAACGUAUAUUUAAAUUAUGUGAUACUGAUAAGGACAAUAUAUUAAAUGAUAGUGAAUUAAAUGAAUUUCAGAGGAAAUGCUUUAAUGCACCCUUACAACCACAAGAACUUGAUGGUGUAAAAGAUGUUGUUCGAGAGCAUGAGCCUGAUGGAGUAAAUGACGUAGGUUUGACAGAAGCUGGUUUCAUAUUUUUACAUUCGUUAUUUAUUCAACGAGGACGACUUGAGACUACUUGGACUGUAUUACGUAAAUUUGGCUAUGGUGAUGACCUUUCUCUACGCGAAGAUUUCUUGUUACCAUCAUUUGAUGUACCUUCGGAAUGCUCAGUUGAAUUAAGUCCUUAUGGUUAUCAAUUUUUCGCUGAAUUAUUUCAAGCAUUUGAUAAAGAUAAAGAUGGUGCUUUAAAUCGAGUUGAGCUUGAUUCUUUAUUCAGCACAUCCCCUGGUAAUCCCUGGGCAAAUACAGGAUUCCCUCAUACAACAAUCACAACUGAAACUGGUGCAGUUACUUUACAAGGAUGGUUAGCACAAUGGAGUAUGACUACUUUAUUAGACCAUAAAACAACAUUAAAAUAUUUAGCUUACCUUGGUUUUGAAGGCGACACGCGUACAGCUCUCAAAGUUACUAAACCAAAAAGAAUGGAUCGUAAAAAAGGAAAGAUUCAGCGUAACGUUUUCUCGUGUUAUAUUUUUGGUGCUCCUGGUUCAGGAAAGACUUCAUUAUUAAAGGCUUUUGUUCAUAAACCAUUUUCUGAAAAAUAUCAACCAACAACAGAACCUUUUCAAGUCGUUAAUUCUGUAGAAAUGAAAGGAGCAGAGAAGUAUUUAGUGAUGCAAGAAGUUGAAUCAAAUCAAAUAUCUGAAAUCUUGUCCAGUAAAAAGAAACUUGAGCAGUGCGAUUUAUUAUGUUUUGUUUAUGAUACAAGUGACGCAAACUCGUUUGAAUAUGUGGUAUCAUUAAGGGAAAAAUAUAAAAUAGAUCAUGUUCCUACAGUUUUAGUUGCUACCAAAUGUGAAUUAGAUUUAGUGACUCAAAGGUUUGAAGUGCAACCUGAUAUUUACUGUAGAAAUUUAGGUUUAGCUGUACCACUAAGUGUCUCUGUUAAAGAAAAUCAAAUGGCUGAUUUAUAUCAUAUUUUAACUGGUGUAGCGAUGAAUCCUACAAUUGCUACUCCAGGUAUAGCAAAUAAAGAGAAAGGGGAUAAAUCAUGGUUAACAAAGAAUUAUCUUACGCUAUCUUUAGUGGCAGGUGUUGUGAUAUUGACAGGUUUAGCUGGAUAUAAAUACUUAAAACAUCAUUCUGCUAUUUUUUCUGCUAAUCAAGGAGUACAUGCUGCAGUUACUGUAGCAUCAAAAAAGAAAGAAAUUUUAUAAUGUAUAUUUCUACUAUAAACCACAUACAGACUUUAUGAAUAAAAGUAAAGUUUAAUAAUAAUAAUAAUAAUGAAAAAAAAAGAGAGAGAGAGAGAUUUUAAUAAUAAUCCAUAUUUUUUCCAUUUUGAUGGUUAUUCCCUUGAAGGUUA